AUGUCGACAUCGUUGGAACCUUUUGAUAAUUUUAAAACGACUUUUCAUAAAACAUUUUCUCAUCAACCUUGUCUUGUUAUUGAAGUAGUACAAUCAAAUUUACCACCAUCACCAUGGUCUGGAAAUAAUAAUAAUAAUACACAAAUUUGUUGUCAACCAUAUUUUGAUCCGAGUAAAAAUGGUGGUGGUUAUGAAAUAGCUUUUUAUGAUAAUGGUUAUGCGUAUUAUGAAGCAUUAGAAGGUGAUCGUUUUCGAAAACGUCUUGAACGUUAUAAUCCACAAAUGGAAUUUCAAGAUUUUAAAAAAGUUUUAGAAAAAAUGAAACAAAUAUUCGAAGAAUCAUCAACAAAUAAAAAUGAUAAUCAAAUUAUUGUACAAUUGCUCAAUGAUGAUGUAUUAAUUGUUGAAAUCAAAGGUCGUAUUAAAUCAUCAAUUCCUUUUACUUAUAUGUUUCAAUGUCAACGACGUGAAGGCGAAUUUUAUGAAGCAAAUUAUGUUCGUCAAAUUGUUUAUGGUCUAGCUGAACGUAAAAGUCGUGAACUUGAAUUAAUUAAACUUAUUCAAGCUAAAGACAAAGAACUUGAUGAUUAUCGUUCUCAAGGUAUAUGUCAAUUACAACGUUCAUGGCUUGCAACACAACCAUUUGAUAAAGAAGAUUUUGAUAAAUCAACAUCUCGACAAGUUCAACAACGACAUGAUGAUGUUUUAAUGCAUACACUUGAUUUAGCAUUUGAUCGUGAAGGACAACAAUUAAUUGAAGAAUGUCUAUUAAGAAAUGAAUAUCGAAAACGAGCAUAUCCAUCUCAAGAUAAUACUAGUUCAACAAAAAAGAAUCUUUCAUCACAAAAAUCGACACCACAUAAACAACAAUCAACUUUAAGUCAACCAUUAACUGAAGAACAAAUUGAUGCUGAACGACGUCGACAUAAAGAACUUGAAGAACGACUUCGAUCAGAAAGAGAACGUGAUGAACAAAUAGCAAGAAAGAAAAAGAAAAAAUUCGUUUAA
Molecule: messenger RNA, 1008 nt
Organism: Adineta steineri
Lineage: Eukaryota; Metazoa; Rotifera; Eurotatoria; Adinetida; Adinetidae
Source: the annotation of a GenBank genome assembly